Molecule: messenger RNA, 2103 nt
Organism: Wyeomyia smithii (pitcher-plant mosquito)
Lineage: Eukaryota; Metazoa; Arthropoda; Insecta; Diptera; Culicidae
Exons: 2
Coding region: 7-1620 (537 amino acids)
Biological process (GO): fatty-acyl-CoA biosynthetic process; long-chain fatty acid metabolic process
Molecular function (GO): long-chain fatty acid-CoA ligase activity
Source: RefSeq, a predicted model, not a curated record
AAAAUUAUGUCUCAAUUCGACCAGACGACACGUACCUGGAGCGGUCCACGGCAGCCGCCGGUCCUCAAUCCAGCCGCCAGCCUGGGUCAGGUGAUUGCGAACGUUCUCGAGCGGACGCCGGAAAAGGUGUUCCAGAUCUGUGCCGACACCGAAGCGGUUAUGAGCUGUGGCGAACUGCGAACCCAAAUGAUCCGAGUGGCUUUGAAUCUGAGCAAACGGUGCAAUGUGUCUAAGUAUGAUAUGGUGUGUGUGGUGGUGAAUAACAGUGCCUGUGUGACUCCGCUGCUGCUGGGUUUCUUCCUGUUGGGAACACCGGUUCACACGCUGGAUGCCUCGUUCGAGCAGUCCGAUUUGGUGCAUCUUAUGGGCAUCACCAAACCGAAGCUGGUUUUUUGUAACCAACACAAUCUGGGUAGGGUGGAGCAAUCUUUAAAAGAAUUAGAGUCCGAUGCUCGAAUCAUGGUUCUGGACACGCCGGAAACCGAAAAGCUACUGUUUGAUCCGGUGGAAGGCGAGGUUGGAUAUCGUGCUCCCUAUCUGGGCGAUUCAGAUAAAACCAUAGCAGCGAUUGUUUGUUCCUCCGGAACAACCGGCCUACCGAAGGCAGUCUGUCUUACGCAUGCCCAACUGAUUGCCCCCUACCCGUGGCUCACCAAUCUGGGCAUCGAUACGAUGCUAUGCUUCAGUUCUCUCUACUGGGUGUCGUCGUUUCAACAGCUGAUGAUGGCUCUUUUCAACGGCCACAAACGAAUCACCACGACAAAGCCUUUCAGCCCAGCGUACGCCUGCGAACUGAUCGCCAAAUAUCGGGUUACGAACAUUUUCACCCCUCCCCCGAUGCUGGCCGAUUUGGUGGUGUAUUGCGAGACUCAACGGGUGACGUUGCCCUCGCUGCGGGUAGUCGGAUGCGGUGGAAGUUCGCUGCCGGAAUCACUGCGCCAGAGGGCCAAUGCGUUGCUAAAGCCAAACGGAAAGGUUUACAUGGGUUAUGCGAUGAGCGAAACUGGCGGAAUCGUUUCGAUCGAUCUGUUCGGCAAACCCAACUCGGCCGGUGUGCUCAUGGCGAAUGUCACUGCAAGGAUCGCCAACGAAGACUGGGAUCUGCUCGGACCCGAGCAGGAGGGUGAAAUUCAGGUCCACUACGCUCACCCCUUCUACGGGUACUACGGUAACGAGGCGGAAACGCAAGCCCUGCAUACCUUCGAUGGGUUCAUCAAAACUGGUGACGUCGGAUACUUCGACAAGACGGGCUUCCUGUACAUCACCGACCGCAAGAAGGAAAUGCUCCGCUACCGGGGCUACCAGAUUGCUCCGGCCCAGCUGGAAGCGGCUCUGAUGGAGCUGCCGGGGGUGGAGCAAGCCGCAGUUGUCGGUGUCCCGGAUCCGGAUCCACCCCAUGUCGAUUUGGCAACGGCUCUGGUCGUACUGUCGUCAGCAACUUCGCCAAACACGACGCCAGAACAGUUACAGAGCGUAUUUAACGAGCGAGUUCCCGACUACAAACGGCUCCGGGGUGGACUGUUCUUCGUCAAAUCUCUACCGCGAACAGCCAACGAUAAGAUUAACCGUCGCGAGGCGACCGCGAUGGCUCGAAAGCUUUCACAACUUUACAACGAUUAACGAUCAUCUUAAUUAUUUUCGUUCUUGUUUUUAUUUUUUCUGUCAUGUUUCAAUUUUUUUGCUGUUUUUUUUUCUUCACUCUAGCUUGUAAAUUGUGUGGUUAGUUUCAUACCGUGUAACAAUUGGCUUCUGCUUCUUCUGUUGUCUACUUUUGUGUCCUUUCAAAAAAAAAUUAAACUACUUGUCGCAAAUCGCUAGGAAAGGGUAGGAAAGAAGUCGGGAAAAAAAUAAAUAACCAUCUUUCUAUUCACUACUUAGCUAGAUAAAACUGAUAAAUAAAGAGAAAAAAAUAGUAACUUGAUAAGAGAUUGAUUGAUUAAUAAGUUGAUGUGCGCUAAGUUUGUUGCACGAAUAUAUUAGGAAAAAAAAUAUCAGGAAAAACCCCACAGUAUGCUAUCUUCCUCACGAGCACACUUAAGUCGGAAGGUAAAUAAAUGAAUCAUGUCUAAGAAUGUGUUGUCUUAUCGUUCUAGUGGUAUAUAA